Messenger RNA from Exophiala spinifera, 2085 nucleotides. Its product is annotated as acetoacetate-CoA ligase. NCBI's taxonomy places the organism in Eukaryota, Fungi, Ascomycota, Eurotiomycetes, Chaetothyriales, Herpotrichiellaceae. Gene Ontology annotation, biological process: lipid metabolic process. The transcript is spliced from 2 exons. Gene Ontology annotation, cellular component: cytosol. The coding region runs from base 1 to 2085 and encodes 694 amino acids. Gene Ontology annotation, molecular function: acetoacetate-CoA ligase activity. The record is from RefSeq and is a predicted model, not a curated record.
AUGGCGCAAAAUGGUGUGAACGGUGUGCACGAGGCCACUGUCAAACUGUGGCAGCAUCCUCACCCUGAGCAGACCCAGCUGUAUGCUUUCCAGCAGUACGUCGCAAAGAAACAUGGCGUCCAGACGCCCUCCUACAAAGAACUCUGGCAGUGGAGUGUUGACCACCCUGCGCUAUUCUGGGAAGAUGUCUGGCAUUAUACUGAGGUUAAGGCACACAAAAAGUAUGACUCGGUCCUGGACGAGACUCUGCCCAUGUUUCCCAAGCCAACCUUUUUCUCCGGAUGCGAGUUGAACUUCGCCGAGAACCUGUUGUUUCCCUCCUCAAACCCCACGCCUGAAUCACUUGCUAUCAUCGGUGCCACGGAGCAGACUCGCGAUCGCUUGACAUGGUCGGAGCUACGAGAAAGAGUGAGACUUUGUGCUGCGGCCAUGGAGGCGCAUGGGGUGAAGACCGGGGAAAGAGUUGCGGGCUACCUAGGGAACCACGCAAAUGCCGUGAUCGCCAUGCUGGCGGCGACGUCUCUCGGAGCCAUAUGGUCAGGAGUGAGCCCUGACACGGGCGUUCACGCAGUGCUCGACAGACUCCAGCAGAUUGAGCCGGUGCUUCUGUUUGCCGACAAUGCGGUCACGUAUAAUGGCAAGACGCACGAAACGCACGGUAAGAUAUCCCACGUCCUCGCGGAUCUGCCCUCCAUUCGGAAUGUCGCCAUCUUCGAGACAAUACCUGGACACCACUUCGACCUCCCCUCUCUACAACGCCAGGAGACUACGACAGUAGAGACGUAUACUUCUUUUCUAUCGAAGGGCGAUGCUUCGCGCCCUCUGCGCUUCACUUACCUCCACCCCGACCACCCUGUUUAUAUCCUCUACUCUUCUGGCACCACUGGUGUACCCAAACCAAUCGUGCAUGCGGCUCUCGGGACACUCCUGCAACAUAAGAAGGAACACUUAAUCCAGGCAGACAUUCUACCUGGCCAACGACUAUUCUAUUUCACGACAGUGACUUGGAUGAUGUGGCAUUGGCUGGUGUCUGGCCUUGCCAGUGGAGCAACCAUUGUGCUCUACGAUGGGAGCCCUUUCCAACCUCAUAAGGAGAUGAGCAUGCCACUACUCAUUGACGAACUAAAAAUCCACCAUUUCGGAACUUCUGCUAAAUACCUGUCUGUCCUUGAACAGGCCAACCUUUUGCCGCGAGAAGCAAGCCCGAAGAGUGCUAGCCUCGAGUCACUCAGGUCCAUCUUUUCGACCGGCUCCCCUCUUGCACCCAGCACCUUUCAAUACGUGUAUAAAAACCUCUCGCCGCCCUCACCUCAUCCUGGUAUUCUGUUGGGCUCGAUCACCGGCGGCACGGAUAUCAUUUCCCUCUUCGGGGCACCAUGCUCGACAUUGCCCGUCUACAUGGGCGAGAUUCAGAGCGCGGGCUUGGGAAUGUCGAUCCGAGCGUUCUCGGCAGAUGGGAAAGACAUUUCGUCCACAGGCGAAGCCGGUGAGCUUGUGUGUACAGUGCCCUUCCCCUGCCAACCAUGCAUGUUUUGGCCUCCUGGUCCAAAGGGUGAAGCUCGAUAUAAAUCUUCCUACUUCGAGGCCUUCAAGGACGAAAAGACCGGUAAUCCUAUCUGGACUCACGGAGACUUCGUUCGCUUCAACCCCAAGACUGGCGGUAUUUGGAUGCUCGGUCGGUCCGAUGGUGUGCUUAACCCAAUGGGUGUGCGAUUCGGAUCCAGCGAGAUAUACAAUAUUCUGUUGAAGCAUUUCGCGACCGAAGUGGAAGACGCCUUAUGCAUAGGUCGAAAGCGCGAGGAGGAUGUCGAUGAGGUUGUGGUCCUCUUUCUCAAGAUGUCUUCGGGCCAUUCAUUUUCCAGCGACCUCUCUCACAGGAUACAAGCAGUUGUGAGGAAGGAGCUCAGUGCAAGGCACGUACCAAGAAUCAUCGAUGAAUGCCCUGAGAUCCCAGUCACGACCAACGGCAAGAAAGUGGAGGGUGCUGUCAAACAAAUACUCAGUGGGUUAAAUAUCAAGACAAGCGCCAGUGUUGCCAACAGCAGUUGUUUGGAUUGGUAUAGGGAGUGGGCAAAGUCACCUUAA